Messenger RNA from Nothoprocta perdicaria, 2073 nucleotides. RefSeq names its product PX domain containing 1 (gene PXDC1). The record is from RefSeq and is a predicted model, not a curated record. Bases 1 to 696 code for a protein of 231 amino acids. The transcript has 5 exons. Lineage: Eukaryota; Metazoa; Chordata; Aves; Tinamiformes; Tinamidae. Gene Ontology annotation, molecular function: phosphatidylinositol binding.
AUGGCCUCGGCCGUGUUCGAGGGCACCUCGCUCGUGAACAUGUUCGUGCGCGGCUGCUGGGUGAACGGCGUCCGCCGCCUCAUCAUCAGCCGCCGCGGCGACGAGGAGGAGUUCUACGAGAUCCGCACCGAGUGGUCGGACCGCAACGUGCUCUACCUGCACCGCAGCUACUCCGACCUGGGCCGCCUCUUCAAGCGCCUCCUCGACUCCUUCCCCGAGGACCGCCCCGAGCUCUCCCGCUCCCCCUUGCUCCAAGGACUCAUUACAAUAAAAGAAGCCCAAGAUAUAGAAGCUAGACUUAAUGAAGUGGAAAAGCUUCUGAAGACCAUUAUAAACAUGCCAUGGAAGUAUUCAAGAUCUGAAGUGGUCCUCACAUUCUUUGAGAGAUCUCCUUUGGAUCAAGUUCUAAAGAAUGACAAUGUCCAUAAAAUUCAGCCAAGCUUUCAAAGUCCAGUUAAAAUAUCAGAAAUCAUGCGAUCGAAUGGAUUUUGUUUAGCAAACACUGAAACAAUAGUCAUUGACCACAGUAUACCCAAUGGCAAAGAAAAACACGUGGACGUGGAUUCAGCAGAACACUUGUUUGAAAGCGUUAGUGACUUUACCUCAGAGCUGGAAGACAGUGAUGAUCCAACAGCUUAUGUCACCAACUUGACAUACUACCACCUGGUCCCUUUUGAAACUGAUAUCCUGGACUGAGGUUUCCCAGUGACCUCCUCCUCUAGCAUCCAGCUGACCUCUUUGUCCAUAGGCUCUGCUGUCUCCAACACUGCAUCUCUGUGAACAAGGCUAUACAGGCUGACCAAGAACAGAGAAAUUGCAGCAAGGACGCCACAAAGGUGGCUUUGUGGUCCAGUGCUUCACUGUGUUUUAAGGAGACAUCAUGUAAAGGAGUAGCUGCUUCACUGCCAACAACAAACUCCCUUGAAAGCAAGACAGCAGUGGCCUCUGGGCUCAAGGAAGUCUCUACAAUGUCCAUGGCAACUGCUGCUCUGACACAGCCUUCAAACCACGUGCUGUGGUUUGCUGUCACUCCUGCUCCUUGACCUUGCAGUGCAAGCUGAAGCUUCCUCUUUUAGGACGCCACCAGAAGCUUCUCAGGAUGUAGCAACCACACUUUUUAUGCUGUGUAAGUGAGAAGAUGGAACAAAACAGCUGGAUUUCGUCAGUUCCCUCUGCAAUUUCUUAGCACAGGCCUGUCAGGUCACUUUUUCCCUAGCUACCAGAUGACUGGUGCCUUACACGAGAUGUCAGAAACACCAUUGAGUGCCUCCAGGAAAGAGAACACAUGAACUGACUGCUUUACUUCUUUUAGUCACGGGCUCUUGUAUAAUCACUGGAGAGAUGACUGCUUUUUCCUGAAAUAGUAAAGCAGAAAGUGGCUGGCAUUGCAAUGGACUGUUUGUAACGUUUGGUACCCAAAUGAUUUCGGAGUUCUGGAAAGCUGAUGGGAAAGCUGAACUGCCCUGCUAUGAAUGGUGCAAGCUGUGAUACCUGGAUAUGAAUUGUGUCACAUGGAUCAGAAAAUGGGAAUGGUCCUUACAGUUGUUUACAUCAGAGGGAAUUCCCUAUGUGUGUUUCUCCCCAGAGAAUGGGGAGGUAGCCGAUGAGAUUUAUGGUGUGUUUGGACUGAGAAGUGAUGAUAAGCUACAGUGUAUCUACAGUGGUAGGAAAAACACUCUCUCCCUUGCCGACCUGGUUCAAAGAGUGUGUCUAGCUUUCUGAGAAAUGCCUGUCAGGCUGGAUGCAGGCCCCAUGGUCAUGUAAUUCCAUUGAUUUCAGUGGAGUUAGGCCAACGGAAACAAGAGCAGGAUUGGACCCUGCAGUCUCUUUACUACUGAGUAGUGCAACGUUAACAUCUCUUCUGGGGGUCUCUCUUGCUGAGUGCUCUAAACUCCCAGCUCUAAUUGCAAGUGCUCAACACCAUGAUCUUUCAUUGAGCUUUUUGUGAUAUAAUUGCAAAAAAAAUGAAUUGGAAGGGAUUGAAAGAAGAAGGGACUUUGGACUUAUUUCUUUGUACCAGGUCUUUGCUYGGACUUGAAGAAGUUGGUACAGCUCCCUUCUUUCUGCAGAAUU